AUGGAAAAUCGGCAUCCAAAACAUCCUUUUGAAAUUAUUCCUAGUAAAAGCAGCUUAAAACCAGAGUUUACUCCACAUAAAGAAGGCUGGAUUCAUUUCAGGCCUAACGGUAGCUUUAAGCAUUGAAUGAAAAAAUUCGUAGUUUUAGAUGAAAAGAAAAUAAGGAUAUUUAAUAUUAUUUUUUAUAUUUAUUUCCUCGAAAAGUGCUGAAAAAUAAAAGUUAUUUUUUGGAAAAUUAUUCAGAUAUUAAAGGUAUAACCAGCGUAAAUCAUCAUUUUAUGCAAUUUUCGACUUUGACCAAGCUACUUUCACAAUUCAAGUAAGAAACAUUGAAAAUGCAUGAGAAUUAAUACUGUACCCUCUUGGCCAUAAAAGACAUUUUCAUUUCAAAACUUAUGAUAUAGAAGAUUGGGCAAAAUGCAUAUUUUAUCAUAUAAAGGUUUCAGAUGGGUAUAAAAGAGACUUGGUGCAGGGAAUCCCUGAUUAUCCAUUUUGAAAAUAUAUUGGGAUAUCAGAUCAUCAGUUUAGAACUCAGGCUGAAACUGGUGAUAUCAUGCUAUUUCAAGGGAAAAAUAAUCCAUUUUUAAUCUAUUUUGCAUUUAAUUUAACUAUAUAUUCCUAAUAAAUAUCAAAAUAAAUCCAGAGCUUUGUAAUUCCUAGUCCAUAUUUAAUAUUAUUUAUUUUAUUUAUAUGUCGGAUGCAGCAGAUUUUUACUUUCAACGAAUAUGACCACGUUGCUAUGGUUCUUAAAUAUUACAAUGGCAAAAUUGCACUACUAGAAGCCACCUUAGAAAACGGAGUUUCUAUUGCAUUUUGGGAUGAUUUUUUUAAAUACAAUUGGUUUGAUUUAUAUGAAAAGAUCUCUUUCCGACAUUUAAAAGUAGAUCGCACUGAAAGUAUGCUUAUUAGUCUUGAAGAAUUCCUCCACAAAGUUAUAGGGAAAAAAUAUAAAAUUACUAUGAAAAAACUCACAAAUAAAAUUGGGAAGCACAAGUUUAUAGAAGAAGAUGGCUAUUUCUGUAGUGAGCUCGUUGCUAGUGCUUAUAGAGUAAUGGGAUUGGUCCCAAAUAAUGUUUCUACUUCAAAAUAUUGGCCUGGCGAUUUUUCAGAGAAGAAAACUUUGGAUUUGGUUAAUGCUCAGCUUGGCCCAGAGCAAAUAAUUGAUGACACUGCAUAA
Molecule: messenger RNA, 1177 nt
Organism: Blepharisma stoltei
Lineage: Eukaryota; Ciliophora; Heterotrichea; Heterotrichida; Blepharismidae
Source: the annotation of a GenBank genome assembly